GGCCUGUAAAAAGGCCACUUAGAGACUCCAAAGAGGUCACUUUGAAGAAGCUGGAAGGUGUUUUUUCCUUUUUUUCUACAAGGAAGUCAGGCUAAAAAGCCACGCUUCUGCCCUUGCAGCAUUUGGCUCAAGAAAGGCCGAACUCACCAGGAAGACCAUGGACCUGGCGACGUCUCCGGGCGAGGGGCAUCGCGUCCUGGAUGCCGCAGCGGUGUGGCUCCGGGAAGGCUCGCGGGAUGGCAAGCGCGUGCUGGACCGGAAGAACAUGAACAGCACCUAUGGCGGUUCGCUGUCUGCCCGAUCGAUGGAGAAGAUCUCAGACCCGGCGCGGAAGAUCGUGGUGGCCAGCGGCGCCUUGACCGCGCGCGAGGUGCGGAGGAUCAAGCAGGAGGAAGCCAUGCCUGGCAGUCAGAAUCUCACCGCACCGCUGACGGUGGAUGAGAGGAAGCACCUGGAUUUGCUGCAAUCCAUGGCUGCCAAGGCUGCCCAGCGCUUUCCAUCGAUGAGUGACGUCUUUCGGGGUUUGGACCCCGACCGGGAUGGCAAGAUCGAUCAAUCUGAGCUGCGCUACUUCUUCCGCCUGUGUGGGCAGACGGACGUGGUGGCCGAUCGCUUUUGGCGUCUCCUGGACCGGGACCGCAGUGAGUUUCUGGACUAUGACCUCUUGGUGAGCUUCAUGCGGCCGUUUUUGGUGGCCGCCUACUCUGGCACUGCGAAGCCCAGGCCACAGGACCGCUCCAAAGCGCCGGGCCGCGAGGCCAUGCUGAACACAGUGAAGGAGGACUUCGAGGAGCUCUUGCUGUCGGUGAAGCAGAAGGCUCGGGGCAAUCUGAAGCCGCGAAGGGCCUUUCGCACCAUUGGGCUCCCAGGACGAGAUCACAUUACCUUGAAAGAGACGCGGGCCUUUUUUCGAUGCUUCAACCUGGAUGGUGAGGAGGUGGAUGAAUUCCACGAGGCGUUAGCGCAGAUUGGCAACGGCGAGGUCACACACCAGGACUUCAACGACGCUUUAGAAGAUUGCUUUGUUAGGGAGCCUGACUAUGGAAGCUUCAGGAUCCCACAGAAGAAACCAUUGGUUCGAUGUGUUCAAGCUGAUGAAGUUGAGGAAGUAGAGGAGCUUCCAAAUGGGUGGGCCGGUGGAGGACGCCCGGAGGAGACGCUCUUCAGCUUCAAGCGGAACGUGGAGACGAAGCUGUUGAAAGAAAUACGUGAAGUGAUGCGAGACAUUGGAUACAAGGUCCGCAUGAGCUAUAAGCGACCCCGUGAUGCCUUGAGGGGCUUAGAUGUGGAGAAGGAUGGCGUCAUCCGCCGGGCAGAGAUGCGAGACUUCUUCCGCGGCUUCAACAAGUCCGAAGCCUUUGCCGACCAAGUCUUUGAUCUCUUGGACCCAGAGCGCACCGGCAAGGUGGACUUUGGGGAGUUCCUGGCGCACUUCGACGAGGUCCUCACGCCCGCGCACCGCCAGGCGGAACGCGCACCGGUCAUUGGCUUGAAGGACCUUGAAAGGUCCAGGCAAGUCGCCACGGUGGUGAACGCCAUUGGGCAUCGGAUGCUGACCAAGUACAAGAAUGCCCGUCAAGCGUUCCGUGAUUUGGACAUGGACAAGGAUGGAAAGGUUUGCCGGCAAGAGCUGCGCUUUUUCGUGAAGAAGAUGGGCCUCCCGGUCGAAGCGGCGGACGUGCUGUUUGAAGCCUUGUCCCCCACCGACUUCGGAGGCCUAAUUGAGCAGGAGACCUUUGUCAGCUUGUUCCUGGAUUUGCGAGGCGAUCUGUCCAGUAUGAGCCGUACCACCCUGAAGUUGCCCAAGAUCCCAUGAGGGGGCCGACCGAUCCCUCCUUGAUCCCGGCGGUUCGUGGCCUGGAGACAUGCUGUGGUAGACCUGACGGGCCAAUGAUAGAGGGAAGAGCGUAUUAAGAGGAACGAACGGAGGUGUUUUGGUC
Molecule: messenger RNA, 1940 nt
Organism: Durusdinium trenchii
Lineage: Eukaryota; Dinophyceae; Suessiales; Symbiodiniaceae
Source: the annotation of a GenBank genome assembly